AUGGCGUCCUCAGCGAUCCGGUUCGUCGCGGGCACCAAGAAGUCGCCAUUGGGGACCCUGUACCUUCAGUGUCAUGUCAAGCCCGGUGCCUCGCGCGUUCGCGAGGGCGUGACUGCCCUGACCGACGCGACGGUCGAAUUGUGCGUCGCAGCGCAGGCGCGAGAAGGCGAGGCGAACAAGGCCGUUGUGAAGCUACUGAGCGAGGUGCUGGGACUACCCAAAUCGGAUCUCACCAUCACCCAGGGAUUGAAGUCAAGGGACAAGACGGUUGCUGUAAACAACGUGAAGGAUGGCGAAGGAUUCACCGCGACUAUCAGAGAGAGGCUCGCCAAGGCUACGCAGUCUACGAGAGCAUGUGUUCGAGAGCUUAUCGGAGCCUGGUUCUACUUCAAAGACGGCGCAUCGAUCUACAAAAUUCAACUGCCAUCAGACUUCUCGACGGCGAAAUUACGCAACUUACCUUCCGGGAGCAAUCUGAUGACGGUUUUCGAGCUUCUUCAAGACUUUGGUUUCAAAAUUCCCGUCACUUGCAUCAGAGUCAGGCCACAAGGACCAAACCUAAGGAGUGCCAUCAUCAGAGUCAAGGAUCAACACUUUGCUCAUGCAUUGUGCACCAAGAUUGCAGAAGCUGGAGCACGACAGCUGGGAGCGUUGUCCAGAAUAGAGGCCAGGAUCCACAAAGCCCGAGGUCCAGUUUCUGAGGAUGGUGCAGAUCAUGGAGUAAAGGGCAGGAAGGUCCUCUGUUCGUGGCCAAAGCUGGCUCAGAUGGCUCAUUUGACCUUCAAAUCGGCCUUGGAUAAGGAAGACGCUAGAGAGAAGUUUGUCAAAGGGACUUACACCGUUCUCCGCUCGGCUGUAUCCUGUGUGCGACAAGAAGAGCUCGACGACAUGCCGAGAGAACAUUCGAUGCUCAUGCUUUGGGUCCCCCUGGCGGCUUCAACUAAGCAUAUCAUCGAGACUAUUCCACGCGGUCUUCGGCCACUAAUUGUCGACUUUUACGGAAACAUGGAUGAUUCUUACGAGACAGACGAGGUAGCCAUGGUUGAAGCACUGCUUGCAAGUGUUGGAUCUCUCGAAAUGCGCCUGACCCCUGACCCUCAGCCAGCAACACGGGACCAGAGGGCGAUGGCCCGUUUCGCAAGUGAAGAAGACGCAGAAGAAGCGGCACAGACGCUCCACAACAGUCCACUUCCUUUCAACGGACGUUGCAGGCUUGCGGUUACGCAGAUCUUCUCUAUGCAUUGGAAGUUUCCGGUCCACCUCUUUGACGCUCUCAUUGAAGACUUCAGAACGUCUCAAGAUCGCCCGGUGGAGUUCAAGCUGUUCCCCGCGUCCGCAGGGAGCAAAUUUUCAACAUUGAGAUUGGAAUGCGAGGAUCGUGACGAGCUCGCAGCAUUGGAGGAGGAACUAGGUUUGAUGUUCCGGGGCGAGGGUGUGAAGGAAAGAAACUCCGACAAGUCUCUUUGGAGCCCUUUGUUCAAUAACAGGGCUACCGCACGCAAGGUCUUCGAAAUCAUCGAGAGCCAACAAAAUGUGGUCUUCCAAAGUUUUCCGUCGAAUAAUGAGAUCCGAGUUUACGGCACCUCGGAGAAUAUCGACAGAGCGACAGAGCAAUUGUUGCAACAGGUCAACGACAACCCAUUCACGCUUCACAUCAUUCGCCUUGACGAAGAAACUUCUAACUGGCUUCUUCAGGGUGGCUUGAAGGCUCUCGAAGAUGCCCUGGGCCGGGAAGCCGUGAGCCUCAUCGCGCUCGCAACACCCAUGAGGCUUGAGAUAACCGGGCCAUACUCAUCUUAUGAGCUUGCGAUGGACAUUACAUUCAAACGAAAACAUCCGCGCGAGCAAGCUGACAACUUCUGCCAAUCUGCCGGUACGGAUGAAGGAGGACUCAGCGUUCGCUGCCUCGCAGAUGAUGGUACUUGCGGUUACAUUUUGAGUCUGGCGGAGUUGCAGGACUACCUCUCUACGUCUGCAUUCGAACAGCUCCUUGCCACAUCUGCCGCGUCUUACAUCAACAAACAUCCCAACGAGUUCCGCUACUGCCCUUCAGCGGAUUGCGGACGAGUGUACAGAGUGUCCACCUCUGGCGGCCCGACCGUUUUCGAUUGUUCCAGCGCAACGUUCCCCAUGGCAACUACAAACUUGACCACGCCGCAACUAAAAUACGCCAAGGACUGGCCUAGAUGGAUUCUACACCUUCAAUUCCAGGCCCACCAGCAGAGCAUAUGGGACUACAUAAACCCAAAGGCAGCCAAUGCCCAGGAUCCUACGCAGCGGAUUCCUCUCCCCCCGACGCUUGACGAAACAAUCAAAAAACGUCGAAAUGAACUCCAGGAGCGUUAUACAAGAGACCUUCAGGCGGCAGAACCCGGAUCUCAUACCCAGCUGCCGAGGCAGGUCGCCGAACGAGACGUCCGCGAAGAAUACGCAGCACGCGUCAGAGACUACGAGAUGGCUGUUGCCGAGCGCGAAGAGAUCCGAAAAAGUUACCGAAUCGUGUGGAACUGGGUCUACUCAUCAGUUGAGUCGACCUUGCUUUCCGAUGCACAGGAAAAAGCCACUGGAUCAGGCGAUAGCAGCCUGCAGGGUGUUGUACGCGCUUUGCACGACCGAUUUGCUACCCCGGAAUCAAGCGUGCUGCACCCACUGUUCUCCUUGUUUGAGGUCAAAGAUCGAUGGAAUCUGAAUCCUUUCACAAUGGCGAAUUAUGGCCGAACCAAUUUGCAGUGCUCAAUGCUUGGUGUCCAGUACCCAACUCAUGUAUUCCUGCCGGGCACUGCUCGUUACGUCGAGGAAUCUCAGACGGCAUUUUGGUCAAACACCUCGAGACUUCAGCCCGCAUGCGUGUUCACGCCGGCCUCGGCAGAGAUCGUCUCCGAUGCGUUGAAUCUUUUCGAACAGCAUGACUGUAAAUUUGCUGUUCGGGGAGGCGGACAUAUGGCAAAUCGCGCUGCGUCUAGCAUUGAGGGUGAGAUCCUACUGGCUUUGACAGAUCUGUCUGAAAUGUCACUCCAGGACGGUUUCGUCUCUGUCGGGGCAGGACAGAGAUGGGGGAACGUCUUUGACUUCCUCCUCCCAGAAGGCUUGGCUGUAGUCGGUGGUCGUGUGGCAGUCGUGGGUGUCUCUGGGCUGACUCUGGGUGGCGGGCUGUCCACGUUUUCGGGUAAGCGAGGAUUCGCUUGUGACAAUGUCAAGAAUUUCCAGGUUGUCCUAGCCGGAGGCAGGAUCGUGGACGCCAACCAAUCUUCGCAUCCGGAUCUCUUCUGGGCGCUGAAAGGCGGUUCGAGCAACUUCGGUAUCGUCACAAGGUUCGACUUGUACACGCAUAAUGACUCGAUGAUAUACACUGGCGUCCAGUCUAUCAAUAUGAGUGGUUGGGAUGAGGUGGCCGUCGCUAUUAACAAUUUCAUGACGCUUCGGGCAGACCAUGAGACGGCCGACGAUAUGGGUAUUGCGCCGAAGCUACAAUGGGUUUCGGGUAGGAGUCCUGAGAUUCUCAUAUCUCUUUCUUCAACUCUCCUUCCUGCGCCAAACGAUGGAUGGAGCAACGCAACGGGGUCUGCCUUUGUUCUCCCACCAGCCCUGCAAGAUUUCGCAAACCUGCCGCUCAACCAGGCCUCCAGCACCAAGAUGUCCAUUAUGUCAUUCGCUGAGAAAACGAAGACCCCUGUCCCAUACGGGUUGAGAUACGAAUUGCGUGUGGUCUCCUUCCGAAGCAGUGUGAAAAUUCUCAACGGAAUGAAGUCGGCCUUCGAGGAAGAGUUCGCCGAGGCUUUUUCUAAGGUUAUUGGGUUUUCUGGGGUCAUUGAAAUCCAACCCAUUACCAAGCGUAACAUUAGGGAAGGGCAUAUCCGAGGCGGCAACGCUCUGGGCUUGACGGAAGAUAGAGGCCCAAUGAUUUGGGCGGUAAUGGCCAACAGCUGGCUCAACGAGACAGACGACGCGCUCGUACAGGCGGCAGGGCAGCGUGUCGUCGACCGGUUGCAUGACUUGUCCCAAAAGCUUGGGUUGUACGAUCCGUUUCUAUUUCUCAACGACGCUGGAGUUGGACAAGAACCGAUUUCGACAUAUGGGCAGGAAAGCCUCAGCAGGCUUCGUGAGGUGAAACAAAUGUACGAUGCUCAAGGAACAUUUGAUCUGUUGCUUCCAGGCGGUUUCAAGCUACCCAAACCGUAG
Molecule: messenger RNA, 4179 nt
Organism: Colletotrichum karsti
Lineage: Eukaryota; Fungi; Ascomycota; Sordariomycetes; Glomerellales; Glomerellaceae
Exons: 10
Coding region: 1-4179 (1392 amino acids)
Molecular function (GO): FAD binding
Source: RefSeq, a predicted model, not a curated record